Molecule: messenger RNA, 859 nt
Organism: Microdochium trichocladiopsis
Lineage: Eukaryota; Fungi; Ascomycota; Sordariomycetes; Xylariales; Microdochiaceae
Exons: 1
Coding region: 224-736 (170 amino acids)
Source: RefSeq, a predicted model, not a curated record
UGCGGAGAAGCGAACACACUUUGUGGCCGUUACUGUACUGUAGAACACUGCUCGCAGUACAUACCAGUGGCAUGAAAUCGACUCUUUCCCCAAACUUUCAAUUCUGCUGCCAGCACUUCCGCAAGUCGACCUCCACUCUCAACCACCCUUCUCGGGACACCGGAUCUAGCCCUUUCAUACCCUGCACUUAUCGAAACACGACAGAGGUCGACCUGCCUCCAAGAUGCAUUCCGACCACGACAGUGUGGCCAGCACAAGGGCUUUGCACCGGCAACCUAGCCGCCUCGACUUGGGUCCUAGUGUGCUGUCAACAGGAUAUGUCAGUGCGACGGACACUACCCGCCGACACCUUCAGGGUCUUGAGAAAGGGCGGACCGUUCUGAAGUGGGAAGGUUACCAUCAUGUAUAUGACAACACCCACGGACCAAUCAGAGGCAAGCCAGCUGUGAUGCAAAUCGGAACAGCGGUGCCUAUGAGCACCCAGCAAGUUGCAUGUCAACCAUCUGCUCCGCCAUCGGGUGGUCUGAACACCUGGACCCUGUCAUCAAUCGCAGAGGAAUACAGCUACAAAACUCCAAGCCAGUCGUCAGCGCAGCUGUCGAACAGCUCCUCUACACAAAUAGGAUGUAGAGCACGCCUUCCGGGCCACGAAGAAUGCCGCAACCCCAAAGUCCCGGGACCUGACGAUGGGCAGCAUGGAACACAAACAAGAAGUGACUCGGGACCGUUCCACUAAGACAGUUUGGAGUGCUCGGGUCAAGUGUGUUCGACACAGCAACAAAGUCAUUCAAGAGCCUAUCGCGUGCGACGUCAAGUUUUUAACCAAGCUGCUCGACAAAUUAAGUUAUCGACGGGACAU